Papaver somniferum (opium poppy) is the source of this 810-nucleotide messenger RNA. RefSeq names its product F-box protein At3g07870-like. The transcript has a single exon. Lineage: Eukaryota; Viridiplantae; Streptophyta; Magnoliopsida; Ranunculales; Papaveraceae. Bases 1 to 810 code for a protein of 269 amino acids. The record is from RefSeq and is a predicted model, not a curated record.
AUGCAUGGGAAUUACUCUUACACGACACUUGUGGAAAUCGAUAAGCAUCGGCCUGUUGAGCUAGAACCCUUGUCUGACAUGGUUGGUUCAUGUAAUGGCUUGGUCUGCUUUUCAGUAAGACGCAAGUUCACUAUUGCUUGUGAUCCCAUCUACAUCUGUAACCCCAUGACUGAGGAAUAUGUAUAUCUUCCAACGUUCAACUACGACAAACCAUAUAAUGAUGCCGCGGAAGCUGGUUGUUUUGAUUGUGGAUUUGGUUAUCAUCAUUACAAGGAUGAGUAUAAAGUCGUUAGAAUCCACAGGGUUUUCGUCGAUUUUAAACGGCAGAGCCAGAAAGUUCAAGUAUACACUUUGGGUAGUGGUCAUGGGUGGAGAGAUAAAGGAAGCAUCGAUCACUUAUUAGCUUCGGACAAUGGAGUUUGUGCAAAUGGAGCCAUUCAUUGGGUAGAGUAUCGGAAAAAUAAAAUUGUGGCUUUCGACUUAGCAGAUGAGGAGUUUAGAUUGAUCCCAUUACCACCACACUUACCACAAACUUCGCAAUAUAAUGAAUUCGAUACAAUUUCUCUAAAACUGUUGGGAUGUCAAUUGUGUGUGGUUCAUCUAGAUAUAGGGAAAGUAGAAGAUGUGAUUCACAUAUGGGCAUUAGAGAAAAAGAAAACGUUUAGCAGUACUGACAUGAAAGGCUGGUAUGAUCAGUUCGACGACAAAUGGAGGCGGAAGAAGAAAUUUAGUAUACCAUGCACCAAGGGUGAGAUAUAUAUAUAUGUCGUUUGCAGUUACAAAGAGAAAUCAAGUUCUAAUGUCGUAUAA